Molecule: messenger RNA, 1059 nt
Organism: Galendromus occidentalis (western predatory mite)
Lineage: Eukaryota; Metazoa; Arthropoda; Arachnida; Mesostigmata; Phytoseiidae
Exons: 1
Coding region: 1-1059 (352 amino acids)
Molecular function (GO): nucleic acid binding
Source: RefSeq, a predicted model, not a curated record
AUGGAGUUCACAAACGCAGAAAAAACCGACAUGUUCGCGGCAUUCGUGGCGAACGGGAGGAAUGCGACGGCUGCCCUCCAGGCCUACAAGGAAAGUUUCCCCGAUAGAAGAGCACCAUGCAAAUCUUACUUCGGACGCCUUGAAGAAAGUUUGAGGAACACUGGCCGUUUUGAUCACCUGGCAAGGGCCUGCCCGAAUGAAGAUCUGGAAACGGCCAUCUUGGCCCUCGUCUUCGCGAAACCGGAGGUUUCAUCCCGGGAGGUUGCUGAACAGUGCCACACGGAUCAUUCGACAGUUCUCAGCGUGUUCCACAAACACAACUUGAGGCCUUUCAAGACUUCAAAGGUGCAACACUUGCGGUUGGGGGACAGAACGCGCCGGGAAUCUUUCUGCAGGUGGCUCUUGGAAGAACAUGAGCGAUGUCCGGCUUUCAGUUCAAAAAUUCUGUGGUCGGACGAGUGCAACUUCAGCAAUCGAGGCUUUUUUAAUCGAAAGAAUACUCACUACUGGUCCACGGAGAAGACCGGCAAUUUCAAGGAGACGAACAACCAGGUUCGAUUCAGCUUCAACGUGUGGUGUGGCCUACUCGGUUCCCGAAUAGUGGGGCCAUUCCUUUACAACGGGACUCUCAGCGGGGCAGAUUAUCAACGUUUUCUGCAAAAUGAGCUGGUCGACUUGUUGGACGACUUUCCGCUCCAACUGCGCAGAGAGAUGAUCUUCAUGCAAGACGGCGCACCAGCGCACAACGCGAGAGACACCAUGAACAUCCUUAGGAACAUGUUCCCUGGAAGGGUACUGGCAACAAACGGGGACAUCAAAUGGCCCGCGAGGAGCCCAGACCUGACGCCCCUGGAUUUUUACCUCUGGGGAAAGGUCAAAGAUGAAGUGUACCACGUGAGCAACCUUCCUUACGAGACAGAGGAAGACCUCAAGGCGAAAGUCACGGAGGUAAUCCGGAACAUUAAUCCAGGAGAAGUUCGCACGGCGACGCGCUCAGUUCUCCGUCGAUGUCGUUUGUGCCUCACCCAACUAGGGUGUCAAUUCGAACAAUUAUUGUGA